This is a messenger RNA of Myotis davidii, 742 nucleotides long. RefSeq names its product inter-alpha-trypsin inhibitor heavy chain H3-like. The record is from RefSeq and is a predicted model, not a curated record. The annotation marks the transcript as partial. The transcript has 3 exons. Gene Ontology annotation, molecular function: serine-type endopeptidase inhibitor activity. Gene Ontology annotation, biological process: hyaluronan metabolic process. NCBI's taxonomy places the organism in Eukaryota, Metazoa, Chordata, Mammalia, Chiroptera, Vespertilionidae.
UGGGCAGAUCAUUGGUGACAAGGGAAACAGCUCUAACUCUAAGAACAGAAAGACUUACUUUGGCAAAGUGGGCAUUGUCAAUUCUCCGAUGGACUUGCGGAUUGAGGUGACCACAGAGAAGAUUACCCUGAAGAAUGGGGCUGCACAGAGUUCUUUCAGCUGGCUGGACACAGUCACGGUCACCUCAGAAGGGUUCUCUGUGAAGAUCAACAGGGAGGCUAUGGUGGUCUCCUUUGGAGAAGGGAUUACCUUUAAGGUGGUUCUGCACCAGGUGUGGAAGAAACAUCACAUCCACCUUCACUUUCUGGGCUUCUACGUGCUGGACAGUGACAAGAUGUCAACAAAGUCACACGGGCUGCUGGGACAAUUCUUCCGCCCCCUUGCCUUUCAAGUGUCUGACCUCAACCCAGGCAAUGACCCCUCCAAGAUACAUGCCAUAAUGCUGGUGAAGAAACAUCGGCUGGCAGUCACCAGGUGCGGGGACCCAUCUGACAUCCUCACCCUGCCCACUAACAAGCCAGGGGGAAAGAGCCCUCUGUGCCCACACACAUUGGUCCAGCAGGCUUUGUCUUCUGUAGGGUUCCCUCAUUUCCCUCUGGGGUCUUGGGCCCCUCGAGGCCCCUCCAAAUCAGGGAAAGGCCAAACUCAGCCCCCUAGAAGGAGUAACCAUGCAACCUCAUUCUUGGCCAGAGAAUUAUGGAAUUGGCAACGUCACACCCUUUUUCAACCUUGGUCCAUGAGC